UCUUCGCUGGGUGAGGUAUGUUGUGAUUGCAGUCCAGCUCGAGCGUGCGUGGGUCUCUGUCAUGACAAGGGGCGCUCUUUCGCAGCUUUCGCGCUCUGGGAAUACAAGCCUUUUUGGAAAAAAUAACUAAUCCUGUCUUUACGCUUCUGUAACACUGGUCUCUGUCCUGCUAGAAUCAAAUUAUUGACAACGAAACAAGAUAGCCAAAACGAAAGAAAAAGGUUGUGGAUGUCUUCACUCGAGGUGGCGAUCCUAACCAGCUAGUGCCAAUCAUCUAUCCGUCUCAGCUGGCUGAAUCUCUGCAGUCAAAUUUGUCGAAAGUUAAGUCGCGGCGGCGCUCACAGCUGGGGAUCCGGAGCACUCCAGCUGUUUUGGCAGAUAAGCCGCUGCCUGCCCGACUGGCUUCCUGCCGCUCGUCAGUCGAACGGGACUCGCACUGUCACCGUUAUUCACGCGGGACGGGCAGGUUUCUACUGCGAUGGAAUCCCCGUCGCCAACCAUCGCCUAAUCCCCUGUCCCAGAGAGUGAGAUGGCGAGAGUCCAAAUCAACAGAACAGCUCCUUCUCCUGCUACACAGAUAGUGACGGAAGUUUGCUGAGGAUUGCAAAACUAAUCGUGAAAAAAUCUGAGGGGGGUUUCAACCCCCGGCUCUCCCCCAACUGCACAACACCCUCCGUACUUAUCGGAUCGGACCCUCUGAAUUCUUCACCUCUGUUGGGAGGAACCAAAGAUCGACUGGGCCAUUUGACGGUGUAACCAAUAACCAUCCAUCUGUACUGAUACAGGAAGUGGUGGUGUGCCUGCUGUUGGCCAUGCUGUUCUGGUGAGGUGUGGUAAACCCCUGCCAACAUGAGGCUGGUGCCCGGGUCGCCUCGGCCCCUCCCCCUUCUGGCAGUGGUCCUGGCUCUAGUCCUCACAGCACUCUUACCUCACCUGGCCAUUGGAGUCACACCCUUCCCCCAGGACCUGGUGCCAAUCAGCACUGGGGGGAGAGAACACUCCUACCUGUACCCAAGCUUCCAGGGCCUCAUGUCGGACAACGAUACAGUACGACUGGGCCUGGACUUCCAGAGGAUGCUCCGGAUCAACCACAUGCUCUACAUCGCAGCCAGGGAUCAUGUGUUUGCUAUCAGUCUCAGUGCCUCCUCUGAGCAGAUCGUCCCACAACAGAAAUUGACUUGGAAGACAAAGGACGUGGAUAAAUGCACAGUGCGGGGGAAGAACAGCGAUGAGUGCUACAACUACAUCAAAGUUCUGGUUCCACGCAACGACGAGACGCUAUUUGCCUGCGGUACCAACGCCUUUAACCCCACCUGCCGCAACUACAAGAUGUCUACACUGGAACAGGACGGUGAGGAGGUGGUGGGUCAGGCCCGCUGUCCCUUUGAGUCUCGCCAAUCCAACGUCGGCCUCUUCGCUGGUGGCGAUUUCUACUCGGCCACCAUGACAGACUUCCUGGCGAGUGAUGCGGUAAUUUACCGUAGUCUGGGAGAGAGCAGCCCGGUGCUUCGUACCGUGAAGUACGACUCCAAAUGGCUACGAGAGCCUCAUUUCCUCCAUGCCAUUGAGUACGGGAACUAUGUGUACUUCUUCUUCAGUGAGAUUGCUGUGGAGUACACCACACUUGGCAAGGUUGUGUUCUCCAGAGUGGCUCGUGUAUGUAAGAACGACAACGGAGGUUCUCCCAGGGUUCUAGAGCGUUACUGGACAUCGUUCCUCAAAGCGCGGCUCAACUGCUCGGUGCCGGGCGAUUCCUUCUUCUACUUUGACGUUCUGCAGUCGCUGACCAACGUGCUGCAGAUCAAUCUCAGACCAGCCGUGCUGGGGGUCUUCACUACACAGGCCAACAGCAUCACAGGCUCAGCAGUAUGUGCAUUCUACAUGGACGACAUUGAGAAGGCUUUCAACGGGAAGUUCAAGGAGCAGAGGAACAGUGAGUCAGCCUGGACACCCGUGCCUGAGGAGCAGGUACCCAAACCCAGACCAGGCUGCUGUGCCGGCGACGGCUCUGCUGCUGCCUACAAGUCGUCCACGACCUUCCCCGACGACACCCUGACCUUCAUCAAGAACCACCCCCUGAUGGACGAGGCGGUUCCCUCCGUCAACCACCGGCCCUACUUCACACGCACAACCAGCAGGUUCAAGUUGACCCAGCUAGCAGUGGAUACGUCAGCUGGGCCCUAUAAGAACCACACGGUGCUGUUCCUGGGGAGCGAGGACGGCAGGGUACUGAAGAUCCUGGCCAGCACCCAUCUCAACGCCUCCUUCAGCACACAGCUACUGGAGGACAUCGAUGUCUACAACCCCACCAAAUGUAAUGUCCGCGGAGAGGACCGACGGGUUCUGGGAUUGGAGCUGGACAGGGAACAUCACGCUCUGUUUGUGGCCUUCUCCAGCUGUGUGGUCCGAGUACCUCUGAGCCGCUGCAACGACUACGGCUCCUGCAAGAAGAGCUGUCUGUCCUCGAGGGACCCUUACUGCGUGUGGCAGAGGACUGGGAGCUGUGUCACAGUGGUGCCCGGAUUCAGGGGCGGAUUUGAGCAGGAUGUGGAGAACGGCUACCCUCACUACCCAGACAGCUGCCAUGACGUCCUGGCGACCACACGCAAGCAAAACACUCUUGCUGAUUCAGCAUAUGGGAAGACCACACCCACAACAACCGCCAGCACAACCAAUCAGGUGGCCCCAUUCCCUAAGGUGGCAGGUGACUCUGAAAGAGGUACAGGUCCUGAUGGCGGUCCUCCAGUCCCAGUUGGGGACCAGGGGUCACCUGACUCGGAACCAAUCAGUGUGGAGAUGGAGGGUGUCCGACGGCCUCCCGAGAUGGAGAAGACCAACCACAGUGUCCACUACACCCUGCUGAUUGCCUGUGUGCUGGUGGCCUUUGUCCUUGGAGCCUUCCUCUCAGGCUUUCUGGUCUCCUGCUACUGCAACCACACCGGCCACAAGACCAAGAGGCUGGCCAAGGACCCGGAGGCCCCCAUUCCUCAUGCACUGUCCCUACGCAGCCUGGCCAAGCUCAAUGGCCUGCUGGAAUGCCAGAACAAGGAGGAUAAGAUGGAGGUGUCCUCGCCCAAGCUCUACAACUCCUUCUUCCAGAACGGGAAGGAGCAUCAUCAAGGAGCACCCAGACGGAACGGUGGUCACCACCCAGGGAUGUCCAUGGGAGACCAGGUCCACCCCCAUCACCUACACCACUCUUCGGAGCUCUCGGGUCUGCCCACCCCAGACUCCACCCCUGAACUGCCCAUCAAGAACAUGAAGGCUUUCAAGAACCAGUGGGAGAAGAACCAGAACUGCAACAAUGCCAAGGAGCCCAAGUCCCACAACAUGGGACAAGGCUCCAGGCCCAGCUCAGGCCAGCUCCACCAGCAGAUCUACCCCUACUCUCACAGUUUCUCCAAUGGGCAAACUCUGGCCAAUGGGCAUGCCUUGGUCGGUGGACCUCAGCACCUGGAGGAACGCAAGAUCCACAAUACUGAGCGCAUGUUGGUCCAGCAGCCUUACCCCUGCUACCCGCAGAAGGUGAUGGAGGUCACGUCACUGGACGAACUGCUCAAACACAUCCACGAGGCCAACGCCAGCAAGAACGCCCAGGUCAUGACCUCAUCCGGCCUGUCAGCCAGCGGCGGGUGCCAUGGGGGUCAACUAGCCUUUGCCAACCGUGUCCAGCCGCACAUCCCCGAGACGGAGUCUGCGCCUUACUACAGCUCUUCCACCCUGCCCCGAGACAGCCUGACCCGCCGCAUGGACGUACCUCCGGACAUGCCCCCUCACCACCAGUCCACCCUGGAGCGGAGGCACUCUUCCCAGAGACACUCACUGAUUACCGCUGCCACUAAGAUUGCCAACGGAGGGGGUGGUGGAGGGAUGGUCCACCGACAGCAAAGCUUCAGCCAGCGUAACGGCCACCAGCACCAACCGCCCCCUAUGCUGGCUCGAAUGAACUCCACCGGCAGCGCCUGCGAGAUCCACUACCCGCUCAUCCCCAACGGGUACCUGACACGCCAGCAGAGCUACAACGGAGAGAAACAGGAGGAUACCGGAGGAUACCUCCACCGGGGGGCCAUAGUCCGCCGGACCACCUCCCUCAAACCCGACGUCCCUCCCAAACCCCUCUUCAUCCCUGCCUCCUCUCCCGUCAACCAACAGGGAAACUUCAACUACUGAGGAGAAAGAGGAGAGGAGAACAGGGCAAGAGUGACUGUGCCUCGUCCUCUCCUCUCAAUGGGUGAAAAGUGAAAGACCUUUAUGAGAAGACGUGCCCUGGAUUAUGUGGCAGCCAUUCUUGCUGUCGACAAACCUCAAACAAACUUGUUAUUUCCCCUUUAUGUCCAAUGCAUAUCUUUGUACCAUAUUGGUAUUGCUCAGCUACUUGCUUAUAGAAGGUGAGGGACUGGGGUUGGUGAAACGCGACCCCCUUAAAUUAUGCUGCCAAUGUCCUCAGUGUGGAUUUACCAUGCAACUUAGUUGUGGAAGGGUUUGCCAUCAAACAUCGGACAGCUUAAGAUUGAAUCUAGAGCUUCUUGUGAUGCCUAUGAAACUUGCUUUUGCUUACCUUUUUCUUAUGUAGUGUUGACAAAAAGUCCUGAUCCCCCUAACGUGUUUCUAUAUAUGCAUGUGUGUGUAUAUAUAUGUGUGUUUUUAUAUCUACACCGUAUAUGUAUACAUAUACAUAUGCAGUAUAUGUAUCCUGUGGAGCGACAUCAACAAAACUCCUUUAAAGGUAGCUCUGUCUUUUUGCCUUACUUUGAAACUGAACCCAUUAUGUUGAAAUACAUUACUGGUUGGUGUUUGGCAUCUCAAAUAUAAGUUCUGAGGCAAGGCCUCGCCUGCCCCGGUUUCAGCAUGGUUAGUAUGUGGACUAGGGGAAUAAGUAAUCAUUUACCAUAUUAACACGUUCAUGGUGAAUGUACUACUCACAUUCAAAAAGAGAGCCAAGAUGGUGGAUACUGACAAGCAAAGGAAACUACUCAAAGCAACUAUGCUAGGCGUUUCUCUUUUUUGGAAAAUGGAGACCCUACUAUCCUGCCAAGGCCUGAGAAACAGAUGAAAGGCAUUAAUACAGCGGGUCUAUGAAGUAGGGUCUACUACAAUUCCUAAAGAAUGUUUUUAUCACAUUGGUGCUUAGUUGAUCCUCAUGAAUUCUAAUAUAAUUAUCAUGUAUCACAGAGGACCAGACACUCAACCCCCAAAGAAUCAGGAUCAAGAUCAGAUCAUCCGCCCCCAAAAGACACUCAACAUGGUACAUGGUACUCUUAACAUGGUACAGACUGCAGUUAUUCUAAUUAUUAACUUUGUGGCUAUUGGUUGUAAAUAAAGGAAUGAUACUAGCCAAAUGUUAAUUGUAUGUGUAAAUGUGUGCCUUAUUUAAUAUAGUAUGUGGUAUGGGGUAGGGGUAAAUGCAAGGCGCCAAGAUGCUAUAUAAUAGGUGUUCGAUGAUUUUUUUUUUUUUAUGGUUGUCGGAAUGUGUCAUAUCUAUUGUAGAUUUGUAUUUCUAACUAGGGUUUUUGAUAUCCCUGAACUGUGAGCCUGCCAGCACUGGCAUAGUGACUACCACAGCUUGAGGCUGCAUCUUUUUUGUUUGCCUCCUUUUCAUGUGUUUUCACUGGGUUAGCUGUUUCUCUGAUUGCUAACUUUACCUUUUGAUUGUUUGUAGCAUAGCAGGCUACUCAAUAGAUUAAAAUGGGGGACAUCAGUCCCUCAGAUGUUAAGAUUUUUCGGGCUCUCUGAUACUCCCUACAUGUCACUUGGUCUCAACACCACAGGUACACCACAGGUACACCACAGGUACACCACAGGUACACCACAGGUACACCACAGGUACACCACAGGUACACCACAGGUAGCGGAAAAGAUCCGAAGGGUGGGAUUUGGUGGGUUUUUUUGUCUGAUCAGAAGAUGUUGAGUUUGUUUUAGGUAGAAAUGGAAUGGACUCCCUGAUACGAUGAGCGUAGACCGGAAGGGAUCGGAAGUGUCUGCUGAGCGUUCUCCUCAGGGAGAGAGAGGGAAAGCAGUCAGAUCGGCCUCAGAAAUACCACUCCCUCUGGAACUCUGUUGUUGCACUUUCUGGGCUACUUCAUGGUUGCUGGAUUCAUGGUCAAUUAUUUGAGAGAAAAAAAAGCACUUACUGUAUCUGAAAAUAGUAUUUAUGCCCUAGAUUCCUGAAGCUGGUCUGACCCCAAGUUUACCCUUCACACUUGAAUUCACCUUGGGGCUGACCGAUCGAUACAUGAGCCUAAACUACAACAUUUGUUAUAGAUGGGUACUUUCUUGCGUUUUAGGUAAACUAGUUGUUUGGAUGCAACACACACAUAAGUAGAAUCCUCACAGACCUUAUGGAUCACUCCCAUUACACAUGAAACCAGUAUUUGAUUUUGAAUGUGACCAUAUCUCAUAACAGGAAAAGGGCAGCUACAGUACUUAUUGGUGAGUUGAAGUGAAGUUUAUUUGAGUUUGCGUUGACAUUGUAUGGGAAAGGGAAUGGUCUAUUUUACUUUUACUAGCUAUCAGUAUUGCACAGAGUGUAAAUACAUUCUCUUGGGGGGGGGGAUUCAUAAUGUUUUCAUUCUUUGGGCUCUUAUGAAUUUGGUUUCACAGAAUACCAUUGUAUGUCUCUUAUAAUAGAAAUAAACGAAAAUACAUUGCAAGUGUGUCACUGA
This is a messenger RNA of Salmo salar (Atlantic salmon), 6662 nucleotides long. The record is from RefSeq and is a predicted model, not a curated record. Lineage: Eukaryota; Metazoa; Chordata; Actinopteri; Salmoniformes; Salmonidae.